GUCUGAGAUAUAACAUGGGAUCACAGCAACCCAAAAAAGUAAGUUGCCUCUUUUGAAAGGUUUUUAGGGAAGCUGCAUAAUCUGAAUCGGAUCUGAAUUGCAGGGUGGUGGGAGAUGUGCGCGAUGGCCUUAGAGACGAGAGAAUGAUUGGAGGAAGAGAGAUUGAAGAAGGCAGGAGGCGUCACAAUUCCCCAGAAUACAGAUGUUCUUAUUAAAUUCUCUCGAUUUGUUAGGCCAGUGAAAUGCAGCUUUGUUGGUAGCUUGUUAGGAUGGAUAAAUCUGAUGCACUUUGCCUGGGAACAUUUUGCAUAUCCACAUUAUGUAUCAAACUGAACUAAUAAAAACCCACUUUUAAUUCCUUUAGAAUUGCCGGCAUGAAAAACCUUGGUGAAAUUGCUCCAUCUAGUGGCUCUUGGUUAUUUGCAACGGCAUGAGCUGUCCUGUAAAAACCCCUUUGACAUUUAUGGGAGCGUUGCGCAGAUUUUACCGGCACAAGGAGAAAUUCAGUCGCAGAUAUCUGCUGAUCAUGACAUGCUAGCGGUGGGUUUAUAAGCAGAGUCAUGAUAUAUUGCAAACCUGAAUGAUCCUGAACUCUGCAUAAUGACCAGCUUAUGGUGUCAGUAGGUGUCAAUUUGGUUAAAAGCCCGUCUGCACAGAUGGCUCACAUCUUUCUAGAGCAAUAAACUGGAAAUGCAUGGGAGCCCUGGCAGAGUGAGCGAUUCAAGAAAAAUCAAAUGAAAUGAGGCACAGGAGAGGGGCCAGACUGCACAUGUAAACCUGCAAUCCUAUGCCCCAACCCUUGCCAACCUCCAGAUGUUUUGACUAUGACUGCCAUCAACCUGACAGCUGCUGUACACACAUAUAACCCCAUUACUGCUGUGUUGUCCACGUUUAUUAAAUACCCACAGACCUUCAAGUUCCAUAAAACAACUGAGUCCAUACAACUGAAGGGGAAAGAAUCUUUCAAAAAUACAAGAAAACCACACUGCAAUUGCAACCCUGAAGGGGAAGGAGAACCACCAAGGGGAGCUGAGCCUGUUUUCAGAGCCCUGCUGGGUCUUGUUGGCAAGGUGGGCAGGAGGGCAGAGGUCCUCCAUCCAUUUACACUCCCCUGCUCAACCUACUGUCAAAAUUGUAAACCAUUUGCCUUGGAUUAUUUAAUUGUGGCUCCUCCAUUGCAGGGGGUUGCACUAGAUGUCCUUUGGGAUCCCUUCCAACUCGACGAUUAUAUGAUUCCGUGAAUGAUCAAGAGCCAAAUAAAUCUGAAUUUCUCGUCUCUGUAAAAAUUGCACAGUGGUUAACACAUGUAGUAGUUUCGAACUCUUCACUGUGCACACGAACAAGCACAGUUCUCGUAUGCAAUGCUAUUCAAUCUUUCUUCCAAAAUUGCUGAGGAGGGUAAGCCCAAUAGAACUCGGCUGGUCUUAGUAGGCAUGUCUAGGAUUUCAGAAGGCAAUAGCUCAGCCUAGUGGUCCCGCUUUCACCCUCAUCCCACAGUGAAGGUAUCUGGGCAACUUUGAAUAUCUGAGUCAUGGUCUAGAGCUCCACAUAUGCAAAGGCUUCCCAUUUUGUUUCACAAGAGGUAUAUUCUCCACGCACAAAGUCACUUCCCACUGAGCUGAGUGCAGCCCUCCUUAUUGAACAGAAUGGAUGGCAGCAGGCACAUCUGGUAAGAGCAGGCAUAGGCAAACUCGGCCCUCCAGAUGUUUUGGGACUACAACUCCCAUCAUCCCUAGCUAACGGGGAUGAUGGGAGUUGUAGUCCCAAAACAUCUGGAGGGCCGAGUUUGCCUAUGCCUGGGUAAGAGCCACCAAAUCAUGGUGAGGUUUCUCUAGUCUUACUGAAGGUGCUUCAUCCAAGCAGGAAACCCCAAAUUAACCUUAUAAUUAGAAAUAAAUAGGAGCAGCAACAUAUCAUCCAGCCAGGCUUUCCCAGUACUUGCUUGUGUUUGGGAGGGGAUAUCCUUUAGCCUGCAUCUUCAAGGUGAGGCUGUCCUGAAUGCUGCCUGUGGGGUGCUGAAGUGCUCUGGAGGACAGAACUUGGGGUUUUUUGCAAGCAGAGCAGUGGGUGUUGUUGUUUUUUAUCUACAAGUUAAAGGAAGCUUUUCAGCUGAUUUUUUUGUAUUUAAAAAAUCCGCUGCUACUCGGCUUGAACAAAGUAAAAAAAUUUAAAUUACCAAGAGCUCCUUGAUGGUCCACCAGGAACAUUUAGACAGGCUCACUUCUCACAAAGCCCAUGGACCUAGAGUAGAGAAACACAGAGACACAGAAAAACAUAGAAAUCUAGUGUACAAAACAGUAAAAAGUAUGGAAAAACAGAGUGAGAGGCUUGGGAGGGGGGGUGCUCAUUUGACUCAGAGUGCUUCAUUGACAUUGCUGUUUGACAUAGAUAGGAAUGAAAUUACCCCAUUCACCUCAUCAUUCAGCCCCAAUACAAAGUGGUUCUACACUGCUAGUACAGUAUUUACUGUAUUUUUCCGUGUAUUAGAUGAGGGUUUUUUACUCAAAAAUCAUGUCAAAAAACUGGGGUCGUCCUAUACACGGAUAGUGCUAUAGGGAGCAAGCUGUGGGAGGCCCACGCUCUAGGGAGCUUGCUGCCCGCAGUGGCGUGGGGGGAGCGGCUGCCCACUUUGCCAACCCCCAGCAACGACCCUGCUGGGGUGAUGGCACACGUGCAAUUCCCCCUGAAAAAAAGCUCAACAACUUUGGGCCAUCUCCCCUCAUUUUCUUUAAAUUUAGUCCCCCGAAAUAGGUGGUGUCUUAUACAUGGGGGCAUCAUAUACACAGAAAAGUAUGGUAUUUCCACUUCAGCACUGAAUCAGUGUCAAAGCAUACUUUGGGAUACAAUUGUGAGCAGGUGGUACCCACUAGAGGAAAACCUUUUGCGGUCACACACACAAACUUACUUAUUUAUUGAAUUUCUAUACUGCCUUCAUCUGAGGAUCACAGGGCAGUUUAUAGUAUAAAACCGGGGGGGGGGGGGGAGAACCUAACAUAGUAAGAAACAAAAUUUUAAAAACCCACAAAGAUGUUUCCUAGCUGGGUCUUUCUGGUUUGCCCCUAGAAGUGAUGCUCAAGUUAAGAAGAAUACAUUCAAAAGCAGAAAGGUGAAAAAUAAUUACUGCAGCGCCAAAGCUGCGUGCAAGACAAUGCAUUUCCUUCCAUAGUUAAGCUGAACUAAAAUGGUACAAAUAGCAUGAGCCAUUAAACACUGCAAGCUGUCCGUGGUGAUGAAUGCUCUCUCAUUUAGUAAUUUCUUGGGCCUUUUCUUCCAUUAGGACUGCACAUCCAGCAACAAUCAGGACGGGAAAAUGCCUCUGUAUGCUGCUGACAAAUUCCCAAUUGCGAACCAGAAGGCUUCGCUACACCCCGUGCCCAAUGGAGCUGCCCUGGAAGAAGGCGCAAGCAGAAAGCAGAACAUCCUGGUGGUGAUUAAAGACCAUUCCCCAAAAAGCGCAGGAGCUAAUUCUGCCCGGACUCAUAAACGGAGGAGGAGGUUUGUGAUCAAAAAGAGCCCCAUCCUGAUAGCCGUGAACAGCUCCUUCCACAACCUGCCCAUUUUGAAAUCAGAGGACAGGAAUGACGUCAAGUGGAAAAGCCUCUACAAGACCCAAAGAGAGCGAAAGCAGAUCAUGAGAGAGACUUGCUCGAAAUACAAGAGCAACAACAAAAGGAUCAUCACACCUUAUCACGUUUCCAGGAUCUUCGUUGAAGAUAAGUACCGAAUUUUAUACUGCGAGGUUCCCAAGGCCGGUUGCUCCAACUGGAAAAGGGUCCUCAUGGUCCUUAAUGGACUGGCCUCCUCGACCAAGGUCAUACAACACAACACGGUGCAUUAUGGGAAUUAUCUGAAAAGGUUGGAUGGGUUUGAUCGCAAAGGGAUCAACCACAGGCUGAACACUUACACGAAGAUGCUCUUUGUCCGUGAACCUUUUGAAAAAUUGGUCUCGGCGUUUCGAGACAAGUUUGAGCAUCCCAACAAUUACUACCACCCGGUUUUUGGCAGACCCAUCAUUUCAAGGUACCGCGUCAAUGCCACGAAGGAGGCACUGAGGACAGGUUCUGGGGUAACCUUUAAAGAGUUCAUUCAAUAUCUUCUUGAUGUCCACCGGCCUGUGGGCAUGGAUAUUCACUGGGACCAUGUCAACAGGCUCUGCAGCCCGUGCUUGAUAGACUAUGAUUUUAUUGGUAAAUUUGAAACCAUGGAGGAAGAUGCUAACUUCUUUUUGCAUUUAAUAAAUGCGCCACAAAAUUUGACUUUUCCUAGGUUUAAAGACAGGCAUUCUGAUGAAGAGAGAACAACCACCCAAAUUACACAGCAAUAUUUCAAACAGCUCUCCCCUUCUCAAAGGCAACGUAGCUACGAUUUCUAUUACAUGGAUUAUCUGAUGUUUAACUACUCAAAGCCUUUUGAAGAUCUGUAUUGA
This is a messenger RNA of Podarcis lilfordi (Lilford's wall lizard), 4426 nucleotides long. NCBI's taxonomy places the organism in Eukaryota, Metazoa, Chordata, Lepidosauria, Squamata, Lacertidae. The record is from the annotation of a GenBank genome assembly.